GCAGCAAGAAACGUCUCUUUCCUUCCUUUUUUCAUCCAGUCCUCUAUACCUCAGUUACUACUGCCUCUUCUUCUCCCCGUUGCAUUCCAGAUCAAGCAGCAAGAGCAACAACAACAACAACAAGAAGAAGAACAAGAUUAAUAUAAUUUCUCAGCUCUGUCACCAUCCUCAUCAUGCCCCUCUUCAAGCAGCUCCGUCGUCGCUCCAGAGCGAGCUUCCGUACCACAAAAUCAACAGAGACCAAAUCCAAUGAAUCCCAGUCCAAUGGUGAAAUGACCUCGGGGAAGUCGUCCUCGACCCUCGAUACAGCUUCGUACAGCUCCGUCACACCUCCAUCCUCCAUCAAACCCAAUCUCUCCUCCCAUAACCUCCCCGCGCUGAGUGAAUCCAAUGGCAGCACCAACGGCACAAGUCCUUCCCUUCCUGUGCCGCAGCCACGACCGCCUCCCCUGAUGCCACCCUCCCAGCGGAACAGCUAUUUUGGUGGUAGCUCGCCUUCCAUCAAUGGCGCCGCUCGAUCGCCACAACCAUCCUCUCCAUAUGCCCCGAGAAUUAUAUCCAUCUCGGAAAACUCAUGGGUACAUCAAAAAGUUCUACUGGUAUAUGGCCAAGUCGGAGAUCCAAGACAACGCCCACUCGAUGGAAAUGUGACCGUCUUUCAUCAUCAAGAUAAUUUCCCACCCGUGACGUGGCCAGUAACAUCCUCCCAUUUCAAAGCUCUUGUACAUCUAGCUCCAGGACCCAACCGUCUUCGCUUUGAUUUCACCUCGACCAAAUCAUCAUCCACCAGUCUUCACCAGGCCACCCAUUCGUCCUGGAUCUGUGUCAACUAUCUGCCCCUGGUUAAUUCUCCGCCUCUGCAUCUCGUGAUACUACUCGGAAAGGACUCCGACGGAACAUUCGAUGCGGUUCCGGAGCGAAAACAAAAGGAAGGCAAUAACCUGGAAACCGCGAUUCGAAAAUAUCGCAUGGCUGCAUACCUCUGGCAAGCAUUCACUGGGGAGCAAAUGUUCCGGAAUAAUUUCGGACGGAGGUGCUUCCGUUUCGAAGAAGAAUGGCAGCCAGGCACCUUGAGUCAGCGCGAUGCCACGAAUGGCCAGAUGCGGAACGAAGCCAAGGUUCAUAUCGUUCGUACUGAUAAAACUGUCGCAGAGUUACGGGACCUGGAGUGCGCUCAGCAAUACGGCCCCGCCACACGUAAGGACGACCUCUUCCAGAUCGCUCAGGAAGCCGUCAAAGCCCACUUCCACUUGCAACCGGGUCAAAAACAGUAUGUAUCUGUCCUGCUUCUCGACUCUCAUUGGGAUACGGAAUCCCAAACCAUUACCGGCCAUGCCGCCCUGGGUUCGGGCCAGGGUGACCUGAAGAUGGCAAUGUUCGGCUCCCAUUGUCUCCAAAGCUACCCGUCGAGUCUGGAGGAUGUGGUCGACGCAUUUUCUGAUUGCACUCGAACCAACACGGAUUACAUCGCCAACGACCAUGGCGAGGCCGGAUCCAGCUGGGAGGUGGCUAAUCUAGGGAUUGGGGCUCAUCUUCACGAAGUUGGCCAUCUCUUUGGCUGCCCGCAUCAAGAGUCGGGGAUUAUGCUACGAGACUAUGUGCGCCUCAACCGAUCGUUUAUGACCCGUGAGCCCUUUUCGACCCGAACAAAAAUCCAAGGCUUAAACCCAUGCCUACCCCAAGACGAGUGUGGGUGGCAUCGCCUGGAUGCCUUACGUUUCCGCUUCCACCCUUGUUUCCGGCUCCCUGGCGAUCCCCCCAUCAGCUCGGACGACAGCGUUCAGGUCUGGCCAGUCGAGAACGGCAAGAUCUUGCUCACAGCCACGACUGGAAUCGCAUUUAUAGAACUGUACGCGGAGGGCGACCAAGUCAGCCGAAAUUUCAUCGAAUACGUCAAUAGUGAAUCCACCAGCAACGGACUACCGAGGCAGGUUGUUUUGACAGAAAGCGAACUCCGACAGCGCGUUUUCGGCAGCGAGAAGGAGAAGAAAAAACAGAUCAGACUGUCUGCGCUGUCUGGCGCUCUUGGGGUAUAUGCCGUUGGCUCCAUCAGUAGUCUGAAGACCAAAAAUUCUCAGGUGAAACUUCCCAAGGGGGUUGGUUACCGCGGAUGUAAACUUGGCCAAUCGCAAUUGCCAGGGAGUCAGCCAAAUCAACUGCUUUUAGACUGUGCUUUCGAAUCCACCAAACUUCUUACGUCAGUCAAGGUGUACCACGGGGCAGCAGUGAAUGGACUGGAAUUUUUCUAUGAGGAUGCUACCAGCCAAUUAUUUGGCAAUAGGGGAGGAAAGCCUGGUGGUGAUGAUUUUGUGCUUGAUACUCGACGCGGCGAGAUUCUUCUUGGUUUCUAUAUCCGUGCGGGAGAAUGGAUUGACGCUAUUGAGAUUUUGACUAGCCUGGGGAGAAAAUCCGGCAUCUUUGGUAAUGCCCGUGGGGGUUCAGGGUACGAGAAAACUCUUGUGUUUUGGUGUUCGUAUGGCGGCUGUCUUGUGCUGAUUUCUCUAUUCCAGGUACAACUUGAUCCCUCCUCUGGGUUAUAAAGUUGCAGGCAUCUCAGGAUCCUGUGGCGAAUGGGUCGAUGGCUUCUCUCUAAUCAUUAUGCACUGAUUUCCCCUCGAGGAGAUGACCGCCCCAUAAACACCUCACGUCCGUAUAGAGAAACGAUCCCAGGAUUCGUGCCUUGCGGGCACCCUCCUUCAUCCCAAGGUUUCAACCCUACUCUAAAUCCCAGCUCCACCACGGUACUUUGGGACACUACAUCCGGUUCCAUCGGUCAACUUGAGUCUGUUGGGCUCCCCGCAAACUCUAGAUUGCCCUUUCUUUUUUCCUUUUCUUCUUUCUCCCUCUCUCUCUCUCUCUCUCUCUC
This is a messenger RNA of Aspergillus ochraceoroseus IBT 24754, 2866 nucleotides long. Its product is annotated as zinc metalloproteinase family protein. Gene Ontology annotation, cellular component: cytoplasm. The record is from RefSeq and is a predicted model, not a curated record. The transcript is spliced from 4 exons. Lineage: Eukaryota; Fungi; Ascomycota; Eurotiomycetes; Eurotiales; Aspergillaceae. The coding region runs from base 174 to 2540 and encodes 788 amino acids.